CAACACAAAUGAGGUCAUGGAUUCACCACCAGGCAAAGAUCUCCAACAACUUGUCGGCUCAGAAUGAACCCGGUCUGCAGGGGGGAAGAGAAAACCCCCCCAACCCCUGAAUGUGAUGGCUGUGAAUGCUAGGAAGAGACAAACAGAGUCUGGUGUGGACACAUUCAGGGAGCUUUGAAAGAAGCAGAGCCAACCCAACCCCAUUUGAGAGCUGAAGUUUUGUUACAUGGUUUCAGCACCGCACAGAGCUGGGAUUUACUCCACCCACCAAUCUGGGGGCUAAAGCAAGCCGCUGAGAACCAUUAAGCAGUGACUAAAACUCCCUGGCAGCUACUAACCCCUUUCACUUCUCAGUUACAGAAAUGCCUUGGAAGCCCAAUGCCGUCCUCUUCACCGUUUUCAUGCUCUACAGCUCGUCCCAGGUGGUAGGUUUAGGAGAAAAGCAGGAUGAUGAUGAGUGUGCUGACCUCAACAACACCACACUGCGGGAGUAUCGACAGCGGAGUGUCAAACUGCAGGUCCAGUACCUGCUGAUGACCAGGAAGAACAUGGACUGUCCACAAAGGUUCGACCAGGCGGCUCUCACCGCGCCCACGUGUCUGUUCAACAUCUCCCGCUCAACAAAGGUCAUAAUCCACGGGUACAGGGCCCUGGGAAGUAAACCGUCCUGGGUGAAGGAUCUGGCCCAGGCCCUGCUCCGGGCUCAGGAUGUCAACGUGCUGGUGGUGGACUGGGUUUACGGCGCCUCCUUUGCCUACAACCUGGUCGUGGAAAGUUACAAGGAAGUGGCCCUGCAGAUCUCAGUCCUGAUCAACCAGCUGCAGAAACAUGGGUGCGAUCUAGAGACUUUCCAUUUCAUCGGGGUCAGUCUUGGAGCACACGUUGCCGGUUUCGUGGGGACUUUAUUUGAAGGAAACAUCGGAAGAAUCACAGGUCUGGAUCCUGCUGGUCCAAUGUUUAAAGGAGCUGACACUUACGACCGCCUGGACCCCUCUGACGCUCAGUUUGUGGAUGUCAUCCACACAGACUCUGACUAUUUUGGCAUCUCCAUCCCAGUCGGCCAUGUGGACUUCUUCCUGAACGGAGGGAAGGACCAGGCUGGAUGUGCCCGCUCUAGAUUUGCUUCAAUUCUUGUCUACUUCCCAGUGUACGGUUAUGUGAUUUGCGACCACAUGAGGGCGGUGCACGUCUACAUGAGCGCGCUGAAUGGUUCCUGCCAGUUAACUGGGAUCCCCUGCUCCUCCUAUGAAGACUUCCUGAGGGGAAACUGCCUGGACUGUGACGUCUUCAAGGGCAAAUGUCCAGUUUUGGGUUUAUCAGAGAACAGUGGGAUAACCAUAUCACCCCUUCCAAAAGAGCAGAAAGUAUUCCUCCGCACAACUUCUUCAGCACCUUUUUGUGCUCAUCACAUCCUGCUGCAGCUGGAAGUUUCGUCCCUGGAUAAGAGCGCUGAGCUGGAAGUGACGCUGAUGACUGAGAACCUGGGAACGGAGCAGCGACUCAGGCUUCAGACCGACACAACGGUGUACAGGACAGUGUUCGCUCAUCGCUCCCCUCUCUGCAAAAUUGAUUCCAUCAGAAUUAAAAACACUGGAGCUCGCUUCUACAGACAGGGAGAAGUCCACAUCAAGUCUGUUUGUGUUUCAGACAUUCCCUCCGUCAGGUAUGAGGAGCCGUUGUGUGUGAACAACAUCAACGUCCGACGAGGAGCUCCGUGGUCACAUGACUUUGUGCAAGUGUGCAUGAACCUUUGACUGGAAUGAUCUCAAAAGACAUUAAAAAUAAAAUAAAGCAUUUACAGCCCACAAAGACACUCUCCUGGAGGAAUUUUCACCUAAUGUUAAAUACAGAAGAUAAAAGUUAUGUUAUAGCUGACAGAAAUUAUUUUUUAUUAUUAUCAUUAUUCUUUAAAGCAGGGGUUUUCAAUUCCGGUCCUCGGGCCUCCCUGCCCUGCAUGUUUUAGAUGUUUCCCUGCUUCAGCACACCGUGAUACAAAUGGCUGUGUCAUCAACAGAAUUGUGCAGGCCUUGAUGACAAGCUAAUUAGGACCAUUAAUUAGUAUCAGGUGUGAUGAUG
Cololabis saira (Pacific saury) is the source of this 2076-nucleotide messenger RNA. RefSeq names its product phospholipase A1 member A (gene pla1a). The transcript is spliced from 11 exons. Gene Ontology annotation, molecular function: carboxylic ester hydrolase activity; lipase activity. Lineage: Eukaryota; Metazoa; Chordata; Actinopteri; Beloniformes; Belonidae. The record is from RefSeq and is a predicted model, not a curated record. Gene Ontology annotation, biological process: lipid metabolic process. The coding region runs from base 363 to 1754 and encodes 463 amino acids.